Messenger RNA from Dentiscutata erythropus, 1161 nucleotides. Lineage: Eukaryota; Fungi; Glomeromycota; Glomeromycetes; Diversisporales; Gigasporaceae. The record is from the annotation of a GenBank genome assembly.
AUGAUUCCGAUUCCACCUCUCUUGCUGUUCUCUGGUCUCGUUGUUGGGUUUUCCAUAUUAUUUACAAAUACUAUCAACAAAUCUGGCUCAGAUCAUAGUGAAAAAAUUGAAGAUCGGCUAUUCAUAAACGAAACAAAUGAAGUUUCUUGUCCAGUUUUAUCGAAACGAACUUCCUUUUUCAUUGAGAAGAUAUUUCAUUUAUACAAUCAAAAUACUAAAAAAAAGUUGAAACAUAAAAGAUCCCUUAUCGUUAAAACUUCGUAUAACUUCCAAAUCAUCACUGAAUUGUUUUUUCAUUUAUUCUUUGGCACUAUAUUAUGUGAACGAAAAACCCAGAAUAUUUAUUUUAAUUUCAUAGACAAUUAUAAUCAACCUUAUAAAAUAAGAAAUAAUGGAAUAGACCAAAAUAUAUACUCAACGCUAAUUUACUAUCGAUCAAAUAGAACGAUUAAUAAUUGCUUAUUUCAAUCUCUCAAUUUUGAAGUCAUUAAAAUAAUAGAAAAUUCACUCUUUCAUCAUAAUCAAUUCUAUAAGGUGCCACCUGCUAAGAAUCUUAUUAUAGGUUUGCAUUACUAUAGCUACUCUGCUUCGUAUAUAGAAAUUGAAUGUUCCAAAUAUUUAUAUUCCUAUUCCAUAAUUCAAUCCUUACAAAUGACGUCGACCCUCAAAUCUGAAGAUUAUAAAACUCCAAAUGGGAAUAAUGUAUUAGAGCAAGAUAAUUCUUCGAAUAUAAAAAAUAUUGAUUCAUAUUUAAGUUACGAAUUUCAAUCUUUACGAACUACAAAUAUGAAUGACACAUUUGUUAUUAAUAUUAAUAAAAUAAAUAUAUUGAAUGAUACAAUUAAAAAUAUCGAAUUACAACUUAAAGAAAUUCGUGAUUCAGUCGAAGAACGUAUUCGUCUUUCAGAAGAAAUCAUAGAUAUCGAAAGUAUUCAUCAAAACUUAUUUGAUAGCACAAUAAAUAUCUCAAUUGGAGAAUGUAACGAGUUUGAAAUUCUUUAUUUAAAUAAAAUCCGUAACGAUGUCGCCAUCUUAAAGGAAGGAAUUGCAGAAUUUAAUAUUCGAUUUUGUGGUGCAUAUGAAAUCGAUGAAAUCAUCGUAAAGGAAGUUCUUUACUUUCUAAGAAAUAGAAUAAAAUUUCCAGGUCGACUUAGAAUUUAA